AUGUCCGACACCCUGGGCACGCGCCUAGCCAAGGUGCUGCCAAAGUCCACCACCUUUCACGUCCACCAUCUCUCGACGCCCCCCACAAAAUGCGAACCUUUGUGCUCACCACCUCCGAAUGAGCGACCAGACCGAACAUAUUGCGAGAAACACUUCCUCUGCAUAUCCAUUGACCGGCCAGUCGGGACGGAAGAGGUCAAGAACAAGCAGGUGCUCAUCCUGGGCGUGGAGGUCUUCAUCUUCACGACAGCGCGGGCCACAACCAUAUUUGUUUCCAAGGCCGACUCAACGGGAUACCUGCACAUCCUCAACCUCCCGAAAGGCACGCCGAGCCCGAUCCGAGAAGUCUGUGCCACCUUUGUCAACUUUCUGGUCGACACGCGGAGGAGGAAGGACGUGCAGCUGGUGAUUAGUCUGUUCGCGCGCGCCCAGGACCAGUAUCUGUUCCCCGGCAGCGUCAAAAACAAGGGGAAACAUGUUUUGGAUGAUCGAGGUCUCGUGAAGUGGUGGUGCCGUGUUCUGGACCCUAUCCUCGGCAAUCGGAUUGGAGGCUACUUGGUGGUUCCUGGUCACGAUGCGCACGAAACAAAAGCCUUCCUCCCCAAGGGAAGCACGCGCUGGACAACAGAUCACCCCUUGGAAAAGAUAUCGCAUUACACCAAAGAGUUCGAUUGGGUUCCGCCUAGAUGUCUAAUUCCCAAAUACCCCGACGACCCAAAGUCGCGAUUCCGAGACGAACUCGACGACGAAGCAACACGCACCAAGUCGUUCCGCCUUACCGGAAACUGGAAGAGCGUAAAGACGCUGGACACUUUCUGGGAGAUGAUGGCCUUUCGCCAAGAGUGCUCGAGUGGCAGAUUGACGGGAUUCGUCUGGAUCGUCUUCGACGAUGAGGCACAGGAUGAUACGAAGAAUAGCGUGCUGCCGACACCCAGUGUUUCUUCCACGGAACAGCCUCAGGCGCCAGAGACGCCAAAGAAGUCGCGCACCUUAUCCAAUGUGGCAGUCAACACCACGCCUCGGAAGCUGUUCACCUCGAAAACGACGGCAGGAGCUGUGCCAGCCUCCGCAACCAAGAAGACGACCAAGAAACCAAAUAAGAAGAAGAGGAGGAAGUUGACAGGAAUCGUCAUUGCACGAGCCCCGCGCAUUAAGACCGCCGCGAAGAAUUACGAACCAAAUGCUCCGUCACAUACUGCGCACUACGCGUGGAAUGAGGAAGGCCGCGGGGAGCGUAUUGUUCGGGAAACCGACUAUAAGCGCAUGGUCGAGCUGUUGCUGCAUCUCGACUUUUCAACUAUCGACAAAGCCGCGGCCAGUACCAGCCGCUGGACAGGGGAGGUGGGCAUGGGGGCAUCGUUCGGAUACGACGUCGUGGGUACGCGUGCGAUACCAGCUGGCACAAACGGUGCGAAUCCAAGCGAUCCAUCAACCAACGACCUGAAUGGGCUUGUUAAGAGGAAGAGAGCGGAAUCCGGCGCCGGUUCGGAGGUGAACACCCUUGGCGCAGGAGUGAUUCGCAAGAAGCCCAAAUCCGAUGACACGGCCGCCCCCACAGUAAACACCCUCAGCGCUGGUCUGGUGCGGAAGAAGCCAAAGAAAGACUGA
Emericellopsis cladophorae is the source of this 1608-nucleotide messenger RNA. Its product is annotated as Histone acetyltransferase-like protein. The transcript has a single exon. Bases 1 to 1608 code for a protein of 535 amino acids. Gene Ontology annotation, molecular function: histone H3K56 acetyltransferase activity. The record is from RefSeq and is a predicted model, not a curated record. Gene Ontology annotation, biological process: DNA damage response. Gene Ontology annotation, cellular component: nucleus. NCBI's taxonomy places the organism in Eukaryota, Fungi, Ascomycota, Sordariomycetes, Hypocreales, Bionectriaceae.